AUGGAGCAAGGAGAUAGUAGUAGAGAAGUACCACCAGUUGGGUUGGAAAUUAUGGAGCAAGAACAACAAGACACUGCAACUGAGGCUCUUAUCCCUCCUAUUGACCAUAGUAGAAAGAGAAGGAGGCCUAAUGCGGAUGGUCCCAAGAAAAAAUCUUCAUGUUGGGACCAUUUUAUCGAAUUAACUGAUGUUGUGGAACGAACUGCUGCCUGUAAGCAUUGCCAUAAACGAUAUAGAUGUGAUCCUAAAUCACACGGAACGUCUAACAUGCUCGCCCACUCCAAAAUUUGUUACAAAAAUCCUUACCUAGAAAAUGACCUGAAACAAACCAACCUUGCUUUUGGUAGUGGUGGCUUGAUUUCUGUUAGCCCAAAGUUUGAUAAAGAAGCUUGUAGAAAGGCAAUAACUCUGUUUGUUAUCCUUGAUGAACACCCAUUUAGAGUAGUUGAUGGUGAGGGUUUUAUAUUCUUAUGUAAUCAAUUAGAACCACUUUUGACUAUCCCAUCUAGGAGGACAGUUGCUAGGGAUUGUUUUCAGUUGUAUCUAGAUGAGAAGUUGCGAUUGAAAGCUUAUUUUAGGUAUGAUUGCAGCAGGGUAGCACUUACUACAGAUUGUUGGACUUCCAUUCAAAACCUUAGCUAUAUAACAGUUACAGCUCACUUUGUUGACAAUGAUUGGAACUACCAAAAAAGAAUCAUUAGCUUUAGUUUAGUUCCUAAUCACAAAGGGGAGACCAUUGGUAGAAAACUUGAGGAUGUAUUGAGGGAAUGGGGUCUUAGAAAUGUGUCUACAAUCACUGUUGACAACGCAUCGUCCAACGAUGUAGCUGUAGCAUAUUUAAAGAAAAGGGUUCAUAUCAAGAAUGGAUUAAUGGGUGAAGCUGAUUUUUUUCAUAUGCGCUGCUGCGCACAUAUUUUGAAUUUAAUUGUUAAUGAUGGAUUGAAAGAACAAGAUUCAUCUGUGUCAAGCAUUCGUAAUGCUGUGAGAUUUGUGAGAUCUUCACCACAAAGGGCAUUGAAAUUCAAAGAGUGUGUUGAAUUUUCUAGGAUUACUUGUAGGAAACAUCUAUGUCUCGAUGUUUCCACGAGGUGGAACUCGACAUACAUGAUGUUGGAUGCUGCUGAGAAGUUCCAAACAGCAUUUGAAAAAUUAGAAGGAGAAGAUGUAGGGUAUGUGGAAUGGUUUGGACGUCAUGGUCCUCCUUGCUAUACUGAUUGGGAAAAGGCUAGGGCCUUUGUGAAAUUUUUGAAAAUUUUCUAUGAAGCCACCAAGGUAUUUUCUUCAUCUCAACAAGUGUCAUUGCACACUGCUUACCACCAAUUAUCAUCUGUUUUUGGUGAGCUUCAAGAAGCAUCUAUGAACUUGAACUCUGAUUUAGCCUCAGUAGGACAUGAGAUGAAGCGUAAGUACGAUAAAUAUUGGGGAGAGGAAAAGAACAUCAAUCAAUUUCUUUAUUUUGGAGUGAUUUUUGACCCUCAUUAUAAGUUUAGAUAUAUUGAGUGGUCUUUUGAUCAAGUUCACGGGGAAGGGACCGAAAAAUCUAUGAAAAUGGCCAAAAAUGUCAAGGAUAAUUUGUUUAAAUUGUACACCUGGUACAAAUCUGCCCAUGACCAAACUAAUGUGACCAUUCGGUCAUCCGGUCCAUCAGAUAAUCAAUCUGUUGUUGAUGCUCAACCUAGAAAUUCUUCACAUUUUCUAAGGGCUGAUGCAUUUAAGCAACAUUUGAAGGAUAAAGAUACCAUUGAUAAAAAAAAUGAACUUGAGAGCUUCGGAGAGUGCAUUUAG
Messenger RNA from Lathyrus oleraceus (garden pea), 1785 nucleotides. Its product is annotated as zinc finger BED domain-containing protein RICESLEEPER 2. NCBI's taxonomy places the organism in Eukaryota, Viridiplantae, Streptophyta, Magnoliopsida, Fabales, Fabaceae. Bases 1 to 1785 code for a protein of 594 amino acids. The record is from RefSeq and is a predicted model, not a curated record. The transcript is spliced from 3 exons. Gene Ontology annotation, molecular function: DNA binding.